GACUGGCAAAGUCUGUGUAAACUGAAGACAACAACACAGUCCAAGACCAUCUACGAAAUUCAAUCCGAUACAAGAAACCACACAGUUUAGUCUGAGGCAAUGAGAUGCAUUCAAACCUUCAGUGCUGUAGUUCUCCUCCUCACUUUGUUUAUGAUCCUCUUCUCAACCCUUUACCUGGAGACGACCUACAGCCACAAGGAUGAACCAAAACCUCUUAGCGUCCAGGUCCAUGACAGUGAUGUGACGAUGCAAUCCUCAGAGAAGAAAAGAUUUAUGCAGCCUCACCCUGUUGAUGUGCUCAAUGUAUCUGUGUUUGAAGGCCUCAGACAGACCAUACCUCAAAAUGGAGCAUACUGGAACCGCCUGCUGUACUCGGCUCUUAGGAAUCUGGAGCAGGGGAAACUCGCUUUCAGAGAUGACUGGUCUCACUGCAGGGGGAUGAAUCGGGAGCUUCUGCUAACCAAUGUGAACGACUUUACCUCCUAUCCUGUCUUGUUCCAGGACUUUUUGCAGGGCAUGAACUGCAGGACCUCUCCACUCCUCAUCAAUCAACCCAACAAGUGCAGCUCAAGUGAAGAGGAUGGAAACAACCAAACCUUUCUGUUGUUCGCCAUCAAGUCAACUCCUGGGAACUUUGAGCAGAGACAGGCGGUGCGGGAGACCUGGGGCAAAGAGAGGGUGUAUCAGGGAGGCCUGAGGGUCCGCACGGUGUUCCUCCUGGGUACCUAUCCGCUGGAUGCCAUUGACCUCAGCCCAAUGCUCUCAUUUGAAGCAAAAUAUUUUGGGGAUGUCUUGCAGUGGGAUUUCCAAGAAUCCUUCUUAAACCUGACACUGAAAGGGAAUAUGUUCCUCCAGUGGACACUGAAAGUAUGUCCUAGUGUCUCCUUCGUCUUCAAUGGGGAUGACGAUGUAUUUGUCAACACACCAGCAUUGCUUAGCUACCUGCAGUCUCUGCAGGCCUCUCAAGCAUCUCAUUUGUAUGUUGGACACACCAUAAGUACAGCAUACCCCCACAGAGACACAGACAACAAAUACUACAUUCCUCUGAGCUUCUUUGAUGGCCCAUACCCUGCUUAUGCUGGUGGAGGCGGUUUUAUCAUCUCUGGAGUGUUGUUGCAACCUCUAUAUUCAGUUUCUCAUGUCAUUCCCUUCUUCCCCAUCGAUGAUGUCUACACUGGGAUGUGCGCAAAGGCUCUGGGAGUUUCUCCUGAGGCACAUGCAAGCUUUCGGACAUUUGAUGUCAGGGAGCAAGAUCGUGGGAAUCUGUGUGUCCAUAAAGAUAUUAUUCUGAUCCACCAGCGCUCGCCAGUGCAGAUUAAGAAGCUGUGGAAGGGCAUUCACAGCCCCCUGUUGACUUGUUGAACACGACCAGUGGUCUCCAACCUUUUCAAGCCCAAAAUCACUUUUUAAUUCCAAAUGUAAGCCAAGAUCUACUACCUUGAUAUCCUCCAUGAAACCCUCUUAGGAGGGUCAUAUUUAUUUUUAAAAUGAAU
This is a messenger RNA of Paralichthys olivaceus (Japanese flounder), 1493 nucleotides long. It is a transcript of the gene b3gnt2l, whose product is annotated as UDP-GlcNAc:betaGal beta-1,3-N-acetylglucosaminyltransferase 2, like. Gene Ontology annotation, molecular function: protein N-acetylglucosaminyltransferase activity. Lineage: Eukaryota; Metazoa; Chordata; Actinopteri; Pleuronectiformes; Paralichthyidae. The record is from RefSeq and is a predicted model, not a curated record. Gene Ontology annotation, cellular component: Golgi membrane.